UGUUAGAUAAAGCUGCAUCCUCCCAGAUUUGCCUCCUCAGCAUCACUUGACACAGCAGCCUUGGCCAUUUCAAACCAACCAUACCAGCGUGUGAAAAUAAACCUAAGCAUUCUUAGACCGUUAUUUGGGGUCUGUCUUCCUCAGAACAGUCCACUCAGUCUUAUGGUUAUUCCAACAAACUGGAGCUUUGGAUGGUACAGAAGAAACUAAACCAAGAUGGAGAGUUUGAUGGAUGUGCUUUGGUGGCACCUGGAUUAUAGAGCAGCCUCUAGCCGUAUGUGUUUCCUUUAUCUUGCUGAUCUUUUCUUGCUGUUCAAGACCACCAAUGAAAGCCUGAGAUGAGAGAGCACAGGGACUUCCCCACCCCACCCUAUACCAACCCAGUUAACUUUGCACUUGCCGUGACCUUCCCUCCAGUAUGACUUGUCAGCUGUUCCGGGUUUGUUGCUAGAAGAAAAAAAAAUGUAGAAUGUACUGCUUCUCUGCAUACUAAUGAAAUGGCUGAGCCAACUCAGGGGUUAUGAGAAGGUUUGCGAAUUAGGAGAAUAAUGUUCUUCAGUUUCUGACCUCCUGGCAUGGCAGCGGUGUUUAUCAGGAGACGCAUGUGACUGGUGAAGACACAGAGCCGCAGCUUGAAGGAAACAGCUGCUCGCAGCCGGCUCCGGCACUUGGCAGCUGGACAGGCAGGGUGCUGCUGUGAGGGACACCACGACAAAAGUCACCCCGUAAGGUCAUUGUGCUUUGAUUUUCCUUGAGCCGGUGUUUGUUAUCGAGAAGACAAACCUCUGCAAGAAUUUACAGGUUCUCUGAAGUACUUAUUAUUCAAGUUGGGCAAACCAUUUCUACAGACGGCUUCCUCUAUGUCUUUCCCAAGGAUGAUAAUUGCCCUUGAAUUUCUUUCAGACCUGGAAAUCUAUCUGUGUGAAAAAAUAGAGUUGGCUUGAAGUACAGCAAAGAACAGAGACUGCUGCCAGGCACUAAGAUUGCCAACUUGAUUAUGGAGAUGGUGUAUCUGAUGCUGAAAAUGUCUCAAGUUUUUUGACAACGGCUAAACCACCAUGGGGUCAAGUGGACUUGGGAAAGCAGCAACAUUAGAUGAAUUGCUGAGCACUUGCAUUGAGAUGUUUGAUGACAAGGGAGAGCUGAAUAAUAGUUACUUGCCAAGAAUAGUUCUACUGAUGCACCGAUGGUAUUUAUCAUCCACUGAAUUGGCGGAAAAACUUCUAUGCAUGUAUCGAAAUGCCAGUGGAGAAAGCUGCAAUGAAUUUCGGUUAAAGAUCUGCUAUUUCAUGAGAUACUGGAUCCUGAAGUUUCCUGCCGAGUUUAAUCUGGAUCUUGGUUUGAUUCGUAUGACUGAGGAAUUCCGUGAAGUAGCUUGUCAACUAGGAUAUGAAAAACACAUCAGCCUCAUCGACAUAUCCAGCAUUCCUUCCUAUGACUGGAUGAGAAGAGUCACACAGAGGAAAAAAGUAUCCAAGAAGGGAAAAGCCUGUCUGCUGUUUGACCAUCUGGAGCCCAUUGAAUUGGCUGAGCACCUCACUUUUCUGGAGCAUAAAUCUUUUAGAAGGAUCUCAUUCACCGACUACCAAAGCUAUGUCAUCCAUGGCUGCCUGGAGAAUAACCCAACCUUGGAGAGAUCUAUUACUUUAUUUAAUGGAAUCUCUAAGUGGGUCCAGUUGAUGGUUCUUAGCAAACCAACCCCCCAUCAAAGGGCAGAGGUCAUCACAAAGUUUAUCAAUGUUGCAAAGAAGCUCCUUCAGCUCAAAAAUUUUAACACUUUGAUGGCAGUGGUGGGAGGCCUAAGUCAUAGUUCCAUUUCGCGCCUCAAAGAGACUCAUUCUCAUCUUUCUUCAGAAGUUACAAAGAACUGGAAUGAAAUGACAGAGCUGGUCUCCUCCAACGGCAAUUACUGCAAUUACCGCAAGGCCUUUGCCGACUGUGAUGGCUUCAAAAUCCCCAUCCUUGGAGUACACUUGAAAGACUUGAUAGCAGUCCAUGUCAUUUUCCCAGACUGGACGGAGGAGAACAAAGUCAACAUUGUGAAAAUGCACCAGCUCUCUGUGACCCUCAGUGAACUGGCCUCUCUGCAGAAUGCCUCUCACCACUUAGAACCCAACAUGGAUUUGAUCAACCUGCUCACGCUUUCUCUGGACCUCUAUCACACCGAGGAUGAUAUCUAUAAACUGUCACUUGUGCUGGAGCCCAGGAAUUCUAAAUCGCAGCCUACCUCCCCUACGACCCCCACCAAGACUGUGGUGCCCCUGGAGUGGGCCUCAGGGGUGAUGCUGAAGCCAGACCCCACGGUCAUCAACAAGCACAUAAGGAAAUUAGUUGAGUCUGUGUUUAGAAACUAUGAUCAUGACCAUGAUGGAUACAUCUCCCAAGAGGACUUUGAAAGUAUCGCCGCCAAUUUUCCCUUCUUGGACUCCUUCUGUGUGCUGGACAAAGAUCAGGAUGGCCUAAUUAGUAAAGAUGAAAUGAUGGCUUACUUCCUGAGAGCAAAGUCUCAACUACACUGUAAAAUGGGACCAGGAUUUGUCCAUAAUUUUCAGGAGAUGACCUAUCUCAAGCCAACUUUCUGCGAACACUGUGCAGGAUUUCUCUGGGGCAUAAUCAAGCAAGGAUACAAAUGCAAAGAUUGUGGAGCCAAUUGUCACAAGCAGUGCAAAGACCUCCUGGUUCUGGCCUGCAGGAGGUUUGCCCGAGUGCCCUCCCUGAGCAGUGGUCACGGGUCACUGCCUGGAAGCCCUUCGCUGCCCCCAGUGCAGGAUGAGGUGUUUGAGUUCCCUGAGGUCGCGGCUGGACACCGGGACCUGGACAGCAGAGCCAUCACCCUGGUGACUGGUUCUUCUCGUAAGAUCUCUGUGCGGCUGCAGCGGGCCACCACCAGCCAGGCCACCCAGACUGAGCCCGUAUGGUCAGAGACUGGCUGGGGGGACUCAGGGUCUCACACCUUCCCCAAAAUGAAAUCCAAGUUCCAUGAGAAAGCAGCCAAAGACAAAGGCUUUGCCAAAUGGGAGAAUGAGAAGCCCAGGGUGCAGGCUGGUGUGGAUGUUGUGGACCGGGGCACUGAGUUUGAACUUGACCAGGAUGGAGCAGACCUGGGUGAGGCCAGACAGGAUGGUGAGGAUGGGUGAACUCAGGCUGAGUACACUGAAGGCAAAAAUGUUGGCUUUCAGAAGAAGCAAGAUGAUAAACUCUGGAGAACACUCCAACUCUCAGGAAUUUAUCCAGAAAGAUAUCUGGACCUUUACUUGGGACAACAUGGAAUCUCCCUGAUUGGACUGUGGCACAGAGGAUUUACCCUAACUAUGAACUAUUUAUUUCCUCCCCCGACCUCCACGCCCCUAAUUAGACACCGUGAGGAUUGUGUUAUGUAGUUGGUAGUUUUCUCAUGUUUCUUCCUCUAGAACCACUUACAUACAGGUGAAAUGAAAGCUUUUAUGCAUGUACUUGAUAACUCAUUCUCUAAACUCAGACUUUGCUUUUUUGUGAGAAUAUUAUUUCAGUAUUUUUAUAAACUUGGGAGAGGUUUAAAAAAGGAGUUGAAUGUCAGAUAUUUUUGAUGUGGAGGUCUUUUUGUGUGUUUUUUGGAUGGGAUCAGGAUUUAACAUUUUCUUGAGGGACACAGAAGCUCUUUAGCUCUCAGAAUGCAGUUGUUCUUCUCGUAUCAGCCAUGAGAACCUUGUUUACAUUGUUCUUAUCAUACAGUUCCUAUUAUGGUGUGUCACAAGUCAUGUGGCUAAGCCAUGUAUAUAAAUCUUACCGAAUCUACAACACUAGGAAGCUAUGACACGACCAUGAAAAUUCUCCUAAUGUUUAUAAAUGCAUGGGAGAAAAGUAAUUUGUUCCAUCUGACUCAGUUUACCCAUCUUUCUCUAGACACUUGAAAUAUGAAUAGCAAUUAAGAAGUCAUCAAUUUAAACUUUGAGGAAUAAGCCUUAGAAGAAAAACAAACCAUCAAACAAAUCACUUAGAGAAACCCAAAGCCACCACCAAGUUUUUAAAACUCAAAAAGUUUUCAGAAUUGUAUUUGUUUAAAAAAAAAAAAGAAGAAGAAGACGGUAGACUUUUGGUUAGGAAAGAGAACUCUUGGGCUCUUCCAAAGAAAUUGCCAUCCACAAUGAGAGUCAUCAUAGAAAGGAAAUCAUUAUAAAUCACAUCUGGUUAAUAUUUUCAUUCAAACUUUUAAAAUGUCAGUAUUUUAAAUGUCUUCCCUUCACCCAGAAGAACCAGAUGUGGGUGUGUUUCUUACAUGAUUAGAGGAGUGAGAACUUGGUUCAAGAUGUUCAAAACUGGAGAUGGCAUUGAGCCUGUGGGUGAGGAGAAUGACCUCAGAAACUAUUUCACAGAGGUGCAGUGGUCCUCAUUUGGGAGCUAACAUCUAUAUAGUCAGUGUAAAAUUGAAUUGGGUCAAUCACUUCAGUAAAGCAAUGUCUUCCCUCUUCACUCCCUUAGUUAACUGAGGUCAGUUCUGCUCAGCAAACACUUAUUAAGCACCUGCUGUUUGCAAGGUCCCAUACUGGAGACACAGAUUUGAGCAAGAGUUGGUCUCUCGGAGCUGGUGCCUUACGGGCAUUAAAACACAAAGUUUCCAGCAAUUUAAGAUAUUGCUCAAAACUUUCUAGAACUGACUUAAUUGUAUGAAACAGAUUUAGAAAUGGGAAGUACUGCAAAUUUAAAGUUACCAGUUGAUUAACUAGUGAUUAAGCUAGAUAAUAAAGGAACAUACCAUUUGCAAACAGCCAUCCAAAGUGUUGGUUCUAUGUAUACACACCAUCUAUGCCUAUUCAGUUCAGUGAAAUACAUUCUAACAAAUGGCUAUUCACGUACAGGAAACUUUUCUAGUGAUUUUUUUUUUUUUUAAGAAAGUCCAGAAAGAAACUUGAUAAUAAAUGUUGGGUGAUUUUUUUUUUCUUCUGAAAGGAAUAAUCUACUUGCCACUUUGUUUGGGUUAUUUUUGAGUUUCCCAUUAUAGGAAACAUUUUAUAUUGUUAGCCUACCUGUGCUAAAGAUACUAAAUGUACAAUUUAGCCUUGAGUUUAAACACACACACACGCACACACACACAAGAAAAUAAAUAUAAAUGUGUAUAUAUGAGUGUGUAUAUGUGUGUACACCUAUGUAUACACACUCAGUAUUAUUAUUUUGCUGAAGAGGAAUUUGAGUCCAUAAAGAAGCUCCUUUAUAAUUUUGAUUAUGUAAUCAUUUACUAUUAACCAAUGGUGACUCUGAUGUUUCCAAUCUAAUUUCCCAUAAUCAGUAAAAUAAAUAAAAUAGGCAAACCCGUGAUGUAGCAUAAAGAACUAUUAUAGUUGGUUCAUCCAGAUCUUCCUUUUGUAUGUCUGAUGAUCAUUGUCACCGCUUAGGUGAAAAGCAAAAAUAAAACUAAACUCUUAACAGUGAAUGUUCUUGGAUUCCAGAGAGGACUAUAUUAGGCACUUCAGCUGCGUCUUCAAAGAAGGAUAUAAAGAUUGGACUGAUGUUUUUUUAGAUCUGCCGAAACCAGAGGGCAGCCCUAAUUGGUGUUUUGAACACUGUAUGUUGAGUGACAGCCUUUAGAAGCAAUAAUGUCUCCAGAUUCCCAUUGUAACAGAUUCUCCCCAAUGGUCAGAGGGGCUUGAUAUUUAAAAAUAGGGGCAUUCCUAAGCUAAAUACAUUGCUUUUGCCAAAAUAGAUAAGACUCCAGAAUGAUCACGUAAAUUCAGUCAAAUUAUAUUACCAAAGCAUAUCUUUGGUAUGCUCUCUGAAAUCAGAAUUGAAUCCCAUCUCUGACAGUUAAUCGUCAUGGGUUCCUGGGUAAGCCAAGACCAUCUAUAUGAGCCUCAAUUUCCUCAUUUGCAAAAUAGAGAUUUCACCACUUUACACAUCUACCUCAGAGAGUUAUUAAGAUAUGUCAAGAUCCUGUAAGUUAAUAUGAUUUUGCAGAUAAGCAGGAAGUUUCUCUGAAAUUAUCUUUAAGAUCCCAGAAUUUGAAUAUGUCAUAUGGCUGUGCAUUUUGGCGCCUCUAAACCUAAAUAUUUAGCUACAUCUGUGUCAAAAAAGAUUUGUUUAAACGAAGUAGAAAUGAAACAUACUUGGAGGAGUUUUUCUUAUUCCUGCAAAUAUGUGGAUGUGUUAGUUCUGUUCUGUUUUCUAACAUUGACUGCUCUUCUUGCCUAGUUUGACGAUAGAUGGGCAAGAUUAAGAAACCAAACUGGUAAAACUUAAAUGAGUUUAGAGAAAAAUCCAUAUAUUGGAUAGAUGUAAAUAGGCCAGGGCAUAAAUAUUCUUCAGAGAUUAUCUCUUGAAGGAAUUUAGUUUACUGCACAUAGAUUACAGGAAAAUAAAAGUCAACCUUUAAAAUAAAAGGUACAUGCAUUUAUUUGACAACCAGAGCCUAUGUUAUGGCUAUUGAAGGUGAUGAUUAUAGGAAACUGCUUGGAAUUUAAGGACCAUCAGGAAAAAGCUUCCUCCAGAUUGCAUCCAAAGCUUGAGCACUGAAGUCUGGAGCGCAGACCUCAAACAAAAACACUUUACCUUAUCUUUUUAAAAUGCUAAUAAAAAUCACCUUGGAAUUCACGUGUCUAUUCAGAAGCUGAAUGACUUGGCAGUUAGUUUGUAUGUAGGAGCAUAAAGAAAGCAUCAGGCAACUGGCCUGAACACUUCAAAAAUGAAAUGUUAUGAAAACAGAACAAGGGGAGAAAGGGCAGUUCUGAAUCAGCAGAGAUUUAAUGAAACAUAACCAAAUGUGAUGUAUGAAUGUUGGUUGAAUUCUAGAUAAAAAAUGAAUAAUGGGAAAUUUUGAGUUGUAUAUACAUUACUACAAUUAAAAAGUAAAAAUAAAGCAGACAUUUCAGGAGAAAUUGGAGAAAUUUAAAUAUGUACUAUAUAUUAAACGAUGUACUGCAUGUUAAUUUAUUUAAGUGUGAUAAUGAUAUGGUUAUGUAGAAUAAUGUCUAUUUUUAGGAGCUCUUGCUAAAGUAUUUAGGAAUGUAGUAUCUUAAUGUCUGCAACUUACUUUCAAAUGGUUCAGCCCCCAAAAGUGUUUAUAUAGAGAGAGAAUGCAAAUGUGGAAAAAUGUUAAUUUUUCAGUCUGUGUAAGUGGUAUAGUUGUUCAUUGUAUUAUUUUAAAACUUUUCUGAAGUUUGGUAGUUGGAAAAAGUUGAGGGAGGGGUAAGAAUUACCACUUCUUAUCGGAAAUCAUCAAAAAAGCAGCUAUGAGACUAAAAACAAAAAACAAAUUCCAUUUUCAGAGAAACCAGGAGAGACCUGAUGAGAGAGGUAUGCAAGAAGAUGUGGAGAGAAGAUACUGUAGCAGAGAAUGAUUCAGUGGUUGAGAGCUCAAAAACACUGGCAGCAAAAAAUACCCUUUUCAGAACUAAGGGGCACUCUUUGCAGAGCAAAUCCUCAAACUUUGUUUACAACAGAAGGAACAGGGACAUACCUGCGAGUAGUAGAGUUUCCUGGACCUCCUUUGGUUCUGAGAAGAGGCAGGGCACAAAGACAAGCAGUAUUUGCAAGAAACAAUCUGUCUCUAGGGCAGUAGUGAACCAUUGUCUUUGGGAUGGGAAAAAAAAAAAAAUCCCACAGUGCCAAUCUCCCUCCAAGAUGGAAUGGCAAAUUGAAA
Molecule: messenger RNA, 7609 nt
Organism: Choloepus didactylus (southern two-toed sloth)
Lineage: Eukaryota; Metazoa; Chordata; Mammalia; Pilosa; Megalonychidae
Gene: RASGRP3
Product: RAS guanyl releasing protein 3
Exons: 19
Coding region: 1059-3137 (692 amino acids)
Biological process (GO): positive regulation of GTPase activity; Ras protein signal transduction
Cellular component (GO): plasma membrane
Molecular function (GO): guanyl-nucleotide exchange factor activity; calcium ion binding
Source: RefSeq, a predicted model, not a curated record